Messenger RNA from Acaulospora colombiana, 311 nucleotides. Lineage: Eukaryota; Fungi; Glomeromycota; Glomeromycetes; Diversisporales; Acaulosporaceae. The record is from the annotation of a GenBank genome assembly.
UAACCAGCGAGAGCUUCUUGAAAUGGCGAGCAUCGUUCAACGCGGAACAGGCAGAGAAGAAACGAAAGGAAGAUGAUGAGAAGAUGAAGGGGUGGACACCAAAGGAACGAGAAGAGGCGAAGCGUGUUGGCCUACGAUUGACGGGUCGACAGCUUUUCGAACGUGGUGGCCCUCAAGCGAUGAAUUUGGAGGACGCAUCCUUGUUCGAAGAGGGAACGGAGAGCGUUGAUAUCACCAUGUACGACCGGACGGAACGUGAUGAGAAGGAACAAGAAAAUGCAGGUGGUGUGCACCUGAGCGACUCUGACUGA